CUUUUUUGAAUUUUCUUUUUUUUUUUUUUUUUUCCUGCCUGCUAGCCCCCGCUGGGGCGGCUCGUCCCGUCCCGUCCCUCCCGGUCCCCCCGGGGGAUGCAGCGCCCCGUGCCCCGCGGCUGAGCGGGCUCCAGGCCGGGGCUCCAUGGGCUGCACCGGCAGCUCCCUGCGCUGCUGCCCCGCCGGCGGCAAGAGACAGCUAAAAGCCCAGCAGCAGAGGGGACCAGCUUCCCAGGAGCUCGCAGACUUGAAGACAGAGAAUGCUGAUGCCGCCCUGUUGCCUGAGGAUGGGAAGGAGAAGGCAGCACUGCAGGAGGAGCGGACAGAGAGCAGGAGACUCCUCCAAGACCAGGAGGAGGAGGAGCAGCUGCGGGAUGCCAGCCAGGCAAGGUCCACAAGAGUUGCCCAGGACAUUCACAUUCAGGUGGAAAAGGGAAAAGACCUGGAGCUAGAGGAGCAGUUCAAUGCCUUGAGGAGGGAGCACACAGAGACCCUGCGAGAGCUCUGGAGAGUACAUGAGCAGGAGAAGCUGCUGCUGACAGAGUCCCACCACAGGUCCCAAGCAGCCUUACAGGAGACGAUCCAGGAGCUGAAUUCCCAGCUGAAGUCCUUCCAGGAGAGGAUGAAACGGGUGGAGGAGUCACUCUUGAGCACAGACUACAAGAAGCACAUCCAGGAGCACGGCAGCCCCAGCCCCUUCUGGGAGCAGGAGCUGGAGAGCCUGCACUUCGUCAUCGAGAUGAAGAAUGAGCACAUCCACGGCCUGGACAAGAAGCUACUGAACCUGGAGAGCGUGGUGGAGAGGAACCUGCUGCUGGAAGAGAAGGUGAAAAUCCUCCAGCAGGAGAAUGAGGACCUGCAAGUUCGCACCCAGAACCACUUGGUCAUGGCUAGGCAGCUGUCGGAGGAGCUGCUGGCCGCCCGCGGGGCGCUGGAGAAAGAGACCCAGCUGCGGGAGCAGGCUCGCCGCGAGAAGGAGGAACUGCUGUAUCGUGUGCUCAACGGGGGAGACGGCUCCCCCUUCCCCACGGCUGCCGGCGAGGUGCCCCUCAUGGCCACGUAGCACACCUCCAACCAGCACCAUGCACUGCCGGGGGGGCUGUCAGGGCUCUCCUCCGGGCACAGGAGCCCGGGGCUGCUCUCACAAGUGCCCCUGCUGCUGGGGCAGGCCCUGUCUGACCAGGGCGAUGGAGCAUUUCACAGGACACUUGCACCUGCCUUUCUCCAGCCCAUGCAGGGCUGCAGGGGGUCCCCAGCCACCCCUCCACCCCUUCCUCUUGUGGGAAGUUGUGGUGAGCAUUCUUGGGGUAAAAGGGGUCAGCCAGGACACACAUGCAUUGGGCUGGAUGCCACCCAGCACUUGGCUCUAAGCAUAACCAGCAUCAGUGCUGCUAGGGGGCAUGGAGGUAAGAAAAGGUCAUGACUGGGAUAAGAAAGGGACAAGCACGGGAGGAUGAGCAGGGCGCUGGGGCCAUGGUGCCAUUAAGGUACCUCACUUUCUGUGGAGUAUCCCUGGGAAGCACAUGGCUGAGCCCAGGGCUGAGACAUGGAGGCUUUCAUGGGGUAGCAGCAAAGGGCAAGAGGGUACCUCUGCCACCUCCAGCACCGCCCUUGCCACCGACUAUGUCAGCCUGUCCCAUUUUGGGGCUUGGCCUCCUGCUCAGGCUGCUCUGAGCAGGUACCACCCAUUCCACCGUUCCCAGUGAAAACAGGGCUGCCCCUGCCUGGGGAGGGGGUCAGGCAGGGAUCCCCCUCACACCCUCCUCCACCCCAGGGGUUGCCCAGGCAGGCUCCCACUGACUGCCACACAGACACCAAAGCCUCUUUGCCCCUGCUGCCCAACAGCAGCAACACCAGCCCCAUCUUCUCCCCCAAAGCCGGGCAGAUUCUGCACACCUGGAGGUGCACAUGUGGGGAGCAGAGCAUCCUCCAAAGGGGAGUAGGUUUCAGCAGUGGCCAUCAGCAGAUCACAUCCCCAUUGGGGAAGAUGCUGCCAGCACAGUUGCAGGUUGGGGCUGGAUGCACACAAGCACUUUUCACUGGGCUCACAAGUGUGGUGGGACAGUCACUGCUCCAGCGGUUGUCACUGGCCUGUCCCCUCCCCUGUUUAGCCAGGGGUUGUGUGUAUGUGUGUGCACCAGGCCAGUGUGCUACUGGCUGUAACAAUUACAAGUCUGUAAGAAGAA
Columba livia (rock pigeon) is the source of this 2186-nucleotide messenger RNA. It is a transcript of the gene CCDC69, whose product is annotated as coiled-coil domain containing 69. The coding region runs from base 146 to 1063 and encodes 305 amino acids. The transcript is spliced from 9 exons. Gene Ontology annotation, cellular component: cytoplasm; nucleus. Lineage: Eukaryota; Metazoa; Chordata; Aves; Columbiformes; Columbidae. Gene Ontology annotation, molecular function: microtubule binding. The record is from RefSeq and is a predicted model, not a curated record.